GAAUGAUUUUUCAUGGGACAAAAAUAUUUGAAUGUCUGUCUAUUAUUUGAUUCUUAUCGUGAUUUUUUUUUUUAUAGCAAAUUGAAUGGUUGUUAGAACGGCUGCCACUUUUUGCGUGAAAUCACAGUAUCGCAGUUACAAUCAUAAAAUGCAUUUUAAAAGGUCAAAGAUAAUAAACAAACCGUACCACAGUAGCAACUACAAUAAAAAUCGUAUUAAAAAUUCAAAGAGAAAAAAAACUUUAAAAGCUCAAAGAGUAGAAACACACAGUGCCAAAGCUACAAAAAUAAAAACAUCGCUUUAAAAGCUCAAAAACAAAACAAAAACUAUGAACGGUUCUUUCAGUUUCAUUCUAUAAGUUGACUGCUUUGCCGAGAGUGCUCGAUGGGUAACCCUGCGAAAAACUGAUAUUUCAUGUACAGUAUACCAAUAAUGUCUUCGUACAGCAGCAACUUGUAUUAUUGGAAGCGAAGAAGACUUUAGAUACAAAGUCCUGGUCUAAAUCCUAUAUAGUAUGAUACCGGUCUAAAACCAACACUUUCCCACAAAUUUCGCAAAAGCUUUUUUAAGUACUAAAGACUUGUGAGGUCGUGCAAAGGCGGUGUUGAAAGAUUUAAAAUACAUGCAGCAUAUAUAGGAAUUCCAUAAAAAUGUCCAAAAGUUCCGAAAAUUCUGAAAGUAAACCUCUUAAUACCAAUGAUAAUAAUGAGGGAAAUACGAAAAGCACACCAAAGAUACAACCAAAAUAUAGCAUCCAUCGAGAUGUGCUGACUCAUGAGAUAGUUAUACGACAAACUGGGUAUUCGGCAAGAGAUAAAAGUAUCCCCUCAUCCUUACGUAACUUUUGGAGUGGUUUGAACUUGCUAUCAAUAUUCACUGGCCUUAUUCCUAUUCUACAAUGGCUACCCCAGUAUUCACUGAAGCGGGACCUCGUUGGAGAUAUUAUAUCAGGAUUUACUGUCGCUAUUAUGAAUAUACCCCAUGGAAUGGCCUAUGGAAUACUGGCUGGUGUUUCCGCUGGAAAUGGUCUCUAUAUGGCCGUAUUUCCAGUGCUUGUCUAUAUGUUUUUAGGCACAUCCAAGCACAUAUCAAUUGGUACAUUUGCUGUAGCCAGUAUGAUGACGCAAAAAGUGGUUCUAACCUAUGCAAAUGUGGAUUCUAACAACCUAAUCGAUGGUACAAUGGCAGGUAAUAAUUCUAUGAUAAAUACCGUACUGCCUCCAGAGAAUGUUAUCACGCAGUUGGACGUGGCCACUUCACUUGCUUUAGCUGUUGGCAUUGUGAAUUUGCUUAUGUCCUUUUUCAGACUGGGAACGCUUGCUUCAUUGCUAAGUGAGCCACUAGUAAAUGGUUUUACCACAGCUGCAGCGUGUCAUGUGGUAGCCGCACAACUAAAAGACGUAGUAGGAAUAAGAAUAGACCGCCAUAAAGGAGCAUUUAAAAUUAUUUACACUCUGAUCGAUGUAACUAAGGGCCUGACAAAUACGAACCUUGUUAACUUCAGCUUCUGCGUGGGAGUAAUUAUUUUCAUGACUGUUUGCAAUGAGUUUAUAAAGCCGUAUUUAAAUCAACGAUGCCGGUUCCCUUUGCCAGGAGAACUAAUAGCUGUGAUUGGUGGAACAUUGAUCUCCAAAUUUUGUCAUUUACACGAUGACUUUAAUGUGGAGUUGGUUGGUAUAAUACCAAAAGGAUUACCAAGUGCUACACUACCACGCCUCAAUUUGAUCCCCUUAGUUGCAGUCGAUGCAAUAGCCAUUGCAAUAGUCACAUAUUCCAUUAUCAUGUCUAUGGGCUUGACGUUUGCCAAAAAGCAUGGUUAUGAGGUUCGCGCCAAUCAGGAACUCUUUGCUAUGGGCUUAGGUAAUGCUGUCGGUAGCUGUUUUUCUUGCAUACCCUUAGCCUGCUCUUUAUCGCGAUCGGUUAUACAGGACCAAACAGGUGGUGUCUCCCAAAUAGCUUCUUUGGUGUCUGCCACACUUGUGGUUGUUACAUUACUGUGGAUCGGGCCGUUCUUCAGCGAUUUACCAAGGUGCGUUUUGGCUGGCGUCAUAAUUGUAGCAUUAAAACCUAUGUUUAUGCAGAUUAAACAGCUGAAAAAAUUUUCAAAGCAAGGCAAACUAGAAAUAUUCAGCUGGAUAUCUACAUUCUUGUGUGUAGUGCUCAUAGACAUUGAUAUCGGGCUUCUUAUUGGCGUUUGCGUGUCGUUAUUAGCAUUGUAUAUUAAGGGGUUGAAGCCUUAUUAUUGUUUGCUGGGCUAUAUGCCUGAAUCGCCUGGUAUCUAUAUGGAUGUGAACCAACAUCGCAAUGUAAUGCAAGUCCCACAAACACGCAUCUUUCGGUACUACGGUUCUCUUAAUUUUGCUACAAGGUUGUUUUUUCGUCGUGCGCUUUAUUCUGUAGUAGGACUUGAUAAAAUUAAGCAAAAGACAAAAAACAACCAAAAUAGAAAAUCGUCGACAAAAUAUGUCUCUGUAACUGAAAAUGUUAAGGAAACCAAUACGCUUAAAUUUUUAAUUCUGGAUUUCUCCAUGUUGGGCCACAUCGAUGUUGCCGGCUGCAGCAUGUUGACUGAUGUUAGCAAUGAGUUAAAAACGUUUGGUUCUCGUUUGCUGUUGUCUAGCCCUAUGGAUCGCGUUUACGACACGUUGGUACACAGCAUGGCUCUAAGCGAAGGUCCUUUUGAAAUUUUCCCCACGUUACAUGAUGCUGUAGAGUAUGCAAAUGCGUAUCGAACGGUAUAAAAUUCCAAUCGAUUGUAAAAUUAACGUAAGAACCGUGCGAAAUUUUUCAUAUGAAUAAGAAAAAAAUAUUUUGUACCCUAUUGCUUAAAUAUUAAUGUUAGCUAUUUUGUUAAUGCUGUAUGCCGAUAUUUUUGUACUUAUUCGUUUUGGAACUAAAAAUAAAUGCCUCAGAGCACGACGAAA
Drosophila mojavensis is the source of this 2924-nucleotide messenger RNA. RefSeq names its product solute carrier family 26 member 6 (gene Prestin). Bases 651 to 2741 code for a protein of 696 amino acids. Gene Ontology annotation, biological process: transmembrane transport. Gene Ontology annotation, cellular component: membrane. The record is from RefSeq and is a predicted model, not a curated record. The transcript is spliced from 7 exons. Lineage: Eukaryota; Metazoa; Arthropoda; Insecta; Diptera; Drosophilidae. Gene Ontology annotation, molecular function: sulfate transmembrane transporter activity; oxalate transmembrane transporter activity; bicarbonate transmembrane transporter activity.